Aspergillus uvarum CBS 121591 is the source of this 1382-nucleotide messenger RNA. RefSeq lists its product as uncharacterized. NCBI's taxonomy places the organism in Eukaryota, Fungi, Ascomycota, Eurotiomycetes, Eurotiales, Aspergillaceae. The record is from RefSeq and is a predicted model, not a curated record. Bases 220 to 1095 code for a protein of 291 amino acids. The transcript has a single exon.
CCGUCAUUCAUUUUGUCCACCAGGGAGGUUGCAUUCGGAAGGGGGCAAGUCAAUGCCUUCAACACUUUCUGACCAAUAUUCGAAGAAAACCAGACGAGAGAAAUAAGUAGCUGGACUCAACAGCACCAGGCUGGCUGAAAGUUGCGACAUCCCAUCUCUCCCACACUGUUGCACCCUUGCGUCUAUUCGCGUCUAUUCCAUCCGACACUGGUGACCAUCAUGAUGCAUUUGUCUUAUAUCUCCCUCAUUCUGAGCGCUGCGCUCACCGCAGCCAACGCGCAGAGCGCCGGCAAAUGUCCGACGCCAGUCGUGGUCCUGGACCCGAACAGCCAGCCGCACUGCUGCCCGUCUGGAUACCAGCACAACGGGGUGGACUGCGUGGCCUGCGUCCCGCCCGACCUUUACUACAACCCGCGCACGCAGAAAUGCGAGAAGCCCUCGUGCCCGGACGGGCAGGUGUUCUUCUGGUCGCUGAACGCCUGCGACCACACCGACCGCUGCAAGCCGUGGGGGUACUACAACGGCCGCGACUGCGCGCCCAACCCGUACUGCCCGGACGAUUGGUACUGGGAUCCGCUCAAGCUGAAAUGUGCCCCGACCCCCUGCCAGCACGGGCAGGUGUACCUCGCCCACCUCGACAAGUGCGAGGAGAAGGCUUUCUGCGAUCCCGACGAGAACCAGGUCUACCUGCCCUUCGAGAACCGCUGUGAGACCUGCCGCCCGGACGAGUAUCCGAGCCCCACGGGCUGCCAGCUGCGUCCGGGCUGUCUGUACCCGGAGUACUACUACCAGGGCCCGGACAAGGGCUGCGCCCCCUGCGCCGACCCCAACACCUUCUGGAACGGCAGGGAGUGUGAGAAGCUGCCCGACUGCCUGCCGACCCAGCACCGCGUGGGCCGCGUCUGCGUGGACAACGACUGCAAGGUCGGAACCUACUGGGACAAAAAAAAGCUCCAGUGCCUUCCCGUGAAGCCCUGUGAGAUCGGCUGGAUCUUUGACGGCGUCGAGGACUGCAUUCCGAUCGAGUAUCCCCCGGAUGGUGGGCCCAUUUGCUACGUCAAGUGUGAUCGCGCCGGCCCGCUCGGCAAGAAAUAAAUGUUAGCAUGCAUGCAUGCAUGCGCAUGCUCUCUCUGGCGAUGGUCCUCGACCGCAUGAUGCGCCGGGAAUGGCUCAUUCUAUUCUCCAGGGAAGAGAGGGUGUUGAUGUGGAUGCUUGGGGAAUGUACUGGUGUGGAGUGGACAGAGCUGCUGGAAGGGUGCUUGGGAACGGCUAGCAGUAGUUGUACAAGUCAUCUUUUAUGUGACCACAAAAAAUUGAGAAGACCACUAUACUGCAGAGGCAUCCGGCUCGUAGCAUCAAAUCCCUACAUCUUUGUACACGGG